AUGUCAUCAUAUAAAAGUAGUAAGUUUCAUUCUACGAAUAUGAUUAAUUGUAGAAUGGAUCAUAUAACUGUUAAUUUCGUGACUAAUAACCAAUCUAAUGAAAAUGAGUGCAUGGAAAAAAUAUCUGAAUAUUCGAAUGAAUUUGAAAGAAAAAUUCCUAAGUUUGAUAAAAAUACAUGUACAGAUCUGUGCGAUGAAUGUUAUGAAUUAAAUAAAUUUAUAAAGAAAAUAAAAGUUAGUUUAAAGGAUUGCAGAGAAACUUUAUUUUAUGAUAUAUAUGGAAGUGAUAUAAAGGAUGUCAGAGCAAAAUGUGCAAAUUCACAAAAAUAUAGUGCGGAUGCAGAAGAUUAUGGUGAAAAUUUUAAUAAAUUAGAAUUGGAAAAAAAUGCUUGUCAUCAAAGAUGUAAAACAGAAGUACAAGAGACAGAAGAACCUAUAUCAGUUUCAACAUCUGUCUCCCAGUCGUCUAAAGCCAUAAUAUCAGAAGCAGAACAUUUUCCACGAAUGAAUGAAGAACAGUUAUGUCAGGUAGUAUCAGGUAAACUAACCAUAGAUCCUAAAGUUCAAGAGGAUCUCCAUGUUUCAGAUGAUUCUGUUGAAAAUUCAGAUAAUCCACAUAAAUCACCACAUAAUGAUCUGGUUACCAAAUCUGUGAGUUCAGAACCAUCGACAGAGCAGUCAUCUUUCUCAGUUGAUACAUUAAGUAGUGAACUUAAUUCCAAAGUAGAUGCCUUAUCUGAAAAAUCUAACAAUGAAAAUGAAUCUGCUUCAAUUAUUAUUCCACAAAAAAAUAACUUAGAAACAAAUAAUAAUCAAGGAGAACAACAAGAUAAGGAAGCUACUAAUAGUAAUUCCUAUAAUAUUCUAUCUAUUGGUCAUGAAGGUGUUGUAAGUGAAAACACUUAUCAUUUGUGUCUUUCUGAAGAAACAUCUCUUUCAAUAACCCCGUGCAGAACAAGAACUAAUAAGGUCGAAGCUGUUCAUGCAGACAAUGGUAGCAUAUCUGAUGCUGGAGUAGAUGCUAAAGCUGCAAACCUCGGUGAUGAAUCCACUGAUGUAUUUUCUGGUAACACAAAUCCUAUCAGUGUAAAAUCUAUAGACUUAAAUCAUGGCGCUGAACAUUCUAGAAGAAAGGCUUCAUGUGACAAGGAUACUUGUGACGACUAUAAUGGGAAUGAUCUUACUGGUAGUAAAACUGACGAGGGAAAAUAUACUACUCGUGAAACUAAUGAUAGUAAAAUGUUUUAUGGAGAUGAAUUAAGUAAUGAGAAGCGUGUCCCUGUAAUUCAUACUUCUUCAUAUCCUGUUAAUCAGAGGUCUUCUGGUUUUACGGAUAAUAUGUCAUAUAUUUCUUCCACUGAUAGUUUUGGAACUUCUACUUUUAAUAAUAAUUCAGUUAUUGAUUCAGGCACUGUAACACAUCAUAAUAAAAAUAAAUUUUUUAUGGGGUCAUCCUUUGCAGAAAUACAGGAAAAUGGUAAUAUUGAUAAGGAACAUCAUGAUCAAAAAUAUAUUGACACUUCAUUUGAACAAGGAGAAGAGAACGUAAUAAGCCUAUCCCAUAAAACUAAUAAUAUGGAACAUUCAAAUCAAAAACAUAUAGGAACACCUAAUAAUGGUUAUUCUUCUGAAAUAAGGGCAGAAGAAGGAAAAAUGAAUUCUAGCGUAACUAAAGCCACAGAUAAUGCAGGAAACACAGGAUAUGGCAUUGUGCAACGGGAACCUAAAGAUGAUGAUCAAAAAAUACCAUAUAAAAAAUACAUCAUAAUGUCUUUACUACCAGUAGCAAUUUUUCUAUUAUUGGGACUUCUUAUAAAAGUAAACUAA
Messenger RNA from Plasmodium gonderi, 1827 nucleotides. RefSeq names its product variable surface protein. Lineage: Eukaryota; Apicomplexa; Aconoidasida; Haemosporida; Plasmodiidae. The transcript has 3 exons. The coding region runs from base 1 to 1827 and encodes 608 amino acids. The record is from RefSeq and is a predicted model, not a curated record.